AUGCAAGCGAAAAGAGCGACGCGAGACGAGUUUCAAGCAAGAUCAACGACGUUACGACUGCUGCUCAACGAACACGCUCGCGUUCGUCAGAUCCCGGAAGGGGUUGGAAAGCAUUCAAGGCGCAUCGAUAAGGCAUUGCCGGGCAAGCACACCCGCAAGUUGUACGACGAGCUAACAAGAAAGGAAUCCGAAGUGUUGAUACAACUUCGAACUGGCAAAUCGCCGCUGAAAUGCUACCUCUGCAAAAUCGGGGCGGUGGAAUCGGAUGAGUGCACUUGUGGGCAGUCUGCAGAAACGGUGGAGCAUUUCCUCUUUCGAUGCAGAAGAUGGACGGUACAACGAGAGACCAUGCUGCGAUAUGCGCGCGGAAAGGCGGGAGACUUGUCUUUCUUCCUAGGAGGCAAGGCAGAGUCAGGCGACGACAAGUGGCAACAUGAUAGUGGGGCUGUGCGUGCGACGAUACAGUUCGCGUUGGCGACAAAACGCUUCAGUAUGGACCGUUAA
Drechmeria coniospora is the source of this 504-nucleotide messenger RNA. RefSeq lists its product as uncharacterized. The record is from RefSeq and is a predicted model, not a curated record. The transcript has a single exon. The coding region runs from base 1 to 504 and encodes 167 amino acids. NCBI's taxonomy places the organism in Eukaryota, Fungi, Ascomycota, Sordariomycetes, Hypocreales, Ophiocordycipitaceae.